GAGAUGACACCCCUCCUGGCCCUGCUCUGUCUGGGGCUGAGUGUGGGCACCAGGACACCAGUGCAGGCAGGAACCCUCCCCAGACCCACCCUCUGGGCUGAGCCAGGGUCUUUGGUUCCCUGGGGGAGCACCGUGACCCUCUGGUGUCAGGGGACCUUAGGGGUCAAGACGUUCCAUCUGUAUAAAACGGGAAGCUCAUCGCCCUGGGAAGUGCAGUUACCACUGGAGCCAGGGGACAAGGCUAAGUUCUCUGUCUCUUACAUGACAGAUUCAGAUACCGGGAUUUAUUACUGUUCCUUUCUCAGCCUCACAGACAGGUCAGACUACAGUAACCCCUUGGAGCUGGUGGUCACAGGCCUUGACCGCAAACCAUCUCUCUCAGUCUCUCCAAGUCCUGUUGUGGCCUCAGGGGAGACUGUGACCCUCCAGUGUGGCUCAGAUCGGGGAUUUGAUACAUUCAUUCUGACUCAGGAGGGAGACCCUGAGAGCCCCUGGAAACUUGGUUCACAACGAAUCCCCAGUUGGCAGCACCAGACCCUGUUUAGUGUUCAUCCCAGUCCCCUCCGCCACAGGUGGUCCAUUCGAUGUUAUGGCCUUUUCUCAAACACACCCCAGCGCUGGUCUGACCCCAGUGACCCGCUGCAACUCCUGGUCCUAGGUGCAUCUGAAAAACCCUCCCUGAUGAGCCUGCACGGCCGGAUUGUGAGCCCAGGACAGACCUCGACCUUGCAAUGUCACUCUAAGAACACCUAUGACAACUUUGCUCUAUACAAGGAGAAGAGCCAGAACGUCUACCAGCACCCUGGCCAUCAACCGAAGGCCGGGCUCUCUCAGGCCGACUUCCCCCUGGGUCCUGUGAGAGUCUACCAUGGGGGUCGGUAUCACUGCAUUGGGAGACACAAUUCCACCUCUCUAUGGUCAAAGCCCAGUAACCCUGUGGACAUUCUGGUGGCAGGACAGUUCCUCUACCCUCCAACCCUCUCAGUGGAGCCAGGCCCCUCCGUGUCCCCAGGAGACAAUGUGACCCUGCUGUGUCAGUCCAGAGACUGGAGAGACACUUUCCUGCUGGCCAAGGAAGGGGCAGUCAACCCCCCGCUGCACAUCAAAGUGGAUAAGACAGAGACCCAGUUCUUCUUCCACCCUGUGACCUCAGCCCACAAUGGCACCUACAGGUGCUACAAAUCCGACAGCUCCAGCCCCUACAGCCUAUCACACCCCAGUGCCCCUCUGCAGCUCCGGAUUUCAGAUCCACUGCUCAUCGGGCUGUCCACGGCCUGCGCCCUGUUUGGGCUCCUCCUCCUCUUCCUUCUCCUUUUUCUUCGCCACUGCCGCCACCGCCGCCAGCAGGCUGGACACCGCAAGUCAGGUCCCACCACAGAGCUCAAGUCCAGGAAGACAGCCCAGGUGACAGCUACAGGGAGGAUGGAUGGCUAA
This is a messenger RNA of Suncus etruscus (white-toothed pygmy shrew), 1434 nucleotides long. RefSeq names its product leukocyte immunoglobulin-like receptor subfamily A member 6. Gene Ontology annotation, biological process: cytokine-mediated signaling pathway. Gene Ontology annotation, molecular function: inhibitory MHC class I receptor activity. Bases 4 to 1434 code for a protein of 476 amino acids. Lineage: Eukaryota; Metazoa; Chordata; Mammalia; Eulipotyphla; Soricidae. The record is from RefSeq and is a predicted model, not a curated record. The transcript is spliced from 8 exons.